Molecule: messenger RNA, 1599 nt
Organism: Xenopus tropicalis (tropical clawed frog)
Lineage: Eukaryota; Metazoa; Chordata; Amphibia; Anura; Pipidae
Exons: 10
Coding region: 210-893 (227 amino acids)
Source: RefSeq, a predicted model, not a curated record
GCCUUCUAGCGUUCAUUUGCGAUUCAGUGUGAUUCAGUGCGAUUUAGUGCGAUACCGUGCGAUAACAGCGAUAUUUUGAUUUUUCUGGCAUCUCCCUGGUUUGAUAUAUUCCAUUCUUAUCGGAGCUAGUGGGGAUAGCCACAGACUACAGAGAGAGACCCCUUGGGGUUCCCCGGCCUUGUGCCGGCCCCUCUCCUCAAACCAUCACGAUGGCAACUGGACAACAUCUUUUGAGAGGUUGCGAGAGUAUCAGGAGCAAGCCAGGGCUGCAGAAGCUGUUCCUCGCCCUGGAUUCUUUUAGGCCGGAGAAGAACAAUUUCGAGGCCAUGAUUUCUUAUUAUGAAGAUUACUACAGAUACCAUUCUCUGGAAGAGGAAAACCUGAAAGAUUUUCUGCUUUGGUACACCAUCGAGAACAUCGCCGAUGACGAGAACAUCCCCAAUUAUUUUGUCAUGAUUGAUAAUCUGAGGAAACUGGAAGUACUCGAGGGGAUGUAUUUUAUUGCGUGCCCUCUUGCGUCACCAACGACGCAAGAAGGACAAAACCUGCGCAGCCAGUAUGAGGCACUGGUAAUUCUUCAUACAGCAGUAAGAUCCAAGCUGGAAGAAUUAAUGCGCAGAAUUGCAGAGAAGAGAGAGGAGUUGCAGCAACUUCCUGGAACCAGCGCACAGGAGUCUCCUGCUGCAGAGAUCAGAACAGCAGAGGAGAGUGCACAGGAGACACCGGGUGCAGAGGAGGAAGCAGCGGAGGAGACUCCUGCUGCAGAGGGAGAACGCCUGACCCUUAGAAGAAGGGUCAGGAAAGCCCUCAAAAGGCCGUUCCAGAGAAUUUGGCGUGCCACUAGAAGACUUCUCAGGGGGGGAUGCUGUCACCCACCUCCCCCUGCUCCAUAGUAUACUUGGGGUAAGUAUGUGUCUAGAGGGGUGGGUGGUUGGGUGUGUGUUUAGAAGGGUGGUUGUGCAUGAUAAGGGGUGAGUGGGUGUGAGUAUAAGGAGGUGGGUGGGUGUGAGGAGUGGGUGGGGGGGUGCAUGUGAAGAGGGCUGGGGGUUAUGUAGAGGGGUGUUAGGGGGUUAUAUAUGUGUGUAGGGAUGUGGGUAGAUAAGUGUGUAUGUAUAGAGGGGUGGAUAGGGAAGUGUGUAUGUUGAGGGGUAGGUGGAUGCGUGUGUAGAGAUGUGGGUGGAUAGGUGUGUUUGUAGAGGGGUGGGUGGAUGGGUUCAUGUGUAGAGGGGUGGUAAGGUGGGUGUGUAGAGGGGCAGGUGGGGUUGUGUGUAGAGGGGUUAGUGGAUGCAUGUAGAGGGGUAGAUGACUGUGUAGAGAGAGGUUAGCAGGUUGGGGUUGAGUGUGUAAAGGGGUCAAUGGAGGGGGGGUGUGGGGGCACAUGUGUAGGGGUGUGGAUAUAUGUGUACGCUAAUAGAAGGUAUGAAGCCAUGAUUCAGGGUGGAAAACCGACUGCCGUUUCUAGGAGUCAGGAAGGAAUUUUUUACCCUCAGAUGAGGGUUUUUUUGCCUUCCUCUGAAUCAUUAGCUGUUAGGAAUGCCCAAACCUAAUUGGCUAUGAAUUGGAAUAAACCCUGUGAUCACCAACAGGUUUUCCCAUAAA